This is a messenger RNA of Annulohypoxylon maeteangense, 1960 nucleotides long. RefSeq names its product glutamate decarboxylase. Bases 119 to 1768 code for a protein of 549 amino acids. Gene Ontology annotation, molecular function: pyridoxal phosphate binding; glutamate decarboxylase activity. NCBI's taxonomy places the organism in Eukaryota, Fungi, Ascomycota, Sordariomycetes, Xylariales, Hypoxylaceae. The record is from RefSeq and is a predicted model, not a curated record. The transcript has 4 exons. Gene Ontology annotation, biological process: L-glutamate catabolic process. Gene Ontology annotation, cellular component: cytosol.
GUAGCAAGGUUAUAGAAUGUCUUUGGACUUAAUUUCUACCAGGUAAUAAAGCUAAUCUCAAGGAGUUAUUAUUGACAUCCUAAUAACCCUCAUGUUCAAAAUCUAAAUACAAACCACUAUGUCGUUAGCUCGCCACAUCGAUCCAGAAGAGCUCGUAGAGCGUCUGCAUGAUGCUCACCUUACAGAAAAUGGCCGGCAUCUUCGACAGAAGAUGACCACCUCCCAUCUCACGCCCUACGGGACUAAGUACGCGAGUGAGACGGACGUACCCAAGUAUCAGAUUCCAAAAGAGGGUGCGCCCGCAGAUACAGCAUACCAGUUGAUACGCGACGAGCUAGACCUCGAUGGGAAGCCGAAUCUGAAUUUAGCCAGCUUCGUUGGGACCUAUAUGGAGCCGAACGCGAACCAACUGAUGGAAGAAAACUUAUCAAAGAACCUAGCAGACAAUGACGAGUACCCGGCUAUGAUGUCCCUACACGAACGUUGCGUCAGCAUCCUCGCCCAUCUCUGGGGGGCUAAGAAGGAUGAGAAAGCGGUCGGAUCCGCCACCACCGGCUCGUCGGAGGCCAUCCAUCUAGGUGGUCUGGCUAUGAAACGCCGAUGGCAGGAGCAGCGCAAGGCAAAGGACCUGGAUGCUUCGAAGCCUAAUAUCCUCAUGGGCGCUAACGCGCAGGUUGCCCUUGAGAAAUUCGCGCGCUACUUCGAUGUCGAAGCGCGUAUUCUCCCCGUAUCUAAGGAGAGCAAGUACCGUCUAGACCCGGAGCUUGUCCGAGAAAAUGUGGAUGAGAACACCAUCGGGGUGUUUGUCAUUAUGGGUAGCACAUAUACCGGCCAUUAUGAGCCGGUAGAGGAAAUCUCGAAAAUACUCGAUGAGUAUCAGGAGAAGACAGGUGUUGAUAUCCCGAUUCAUGUCGAUGCUGCCUCGGGCGGGUUCGUCGCACCGUUUGCUCAUGCACAGGCAGGUGGGCCUAAGUGGAACUUCGAGCUCCCGCGUGUUAAAUCUAUCAACGUCUCGGGUCACAAGUACGGUCUCGUCUACGCCGGCGUGGGUUGGAUUGUCUGGCGAGACGAGACGUUUCUGCCACAGCACCUAAUCUUCGAAUUGCAUUACCUAGGAGGUACUGAGAAGUCCUUCACACUCAAUUUCUCGCGACCGGGAGCUCAAGUGGUCGCACAAUACUACAACUUAAUCCAUCUCGGCUUCGAUGGUUACCGUGAAAUUAUGGAGAACUGCCUCCGGAACGCACGCCUCCUAUCCAAGAGCCUCGAAGCCACGGGAUGGUACACAUGCGUCUCGGACAUCCACCGCAACCCCCCUACAGCUAAGGGUGUAGUCUCGGCUACUAAACAUGCCGUAGUAGGUGAAGGGGGGGAGACCUCGGCUGAUUACGUAGCGGGCCUGCCCGUCGUCUCGUUCCGGCUCGCGGACGAGUUCAAUAGGGAGUUUCCACAUAUUAAGCAAGAGUCGAUUUCGCUUCUCAUGCGCGCUCGGCAGUGGAUCAUACCUAACUAUGCGCUCCCGCCUAACGAGGACAAGACCGAGAUAUUGAGGGUCGUCAUCCGUGAGUCCAUGAGCUUAGACUUACUCGAUCGACUCAUCGCAGACUUGGUGUCUGUCACGCAGACUCUGAUUGACAACGAUGAGGUAGACUUGUCGAUCCUACAGAAGCAGAAACCAGCGGGGGAUAGCAGACCCCGCGGGGAUGCAAAAGGGGUCGAGGAGAAGGUGGCGAGACUGGCGGAUGGGAUUCACAGGAGUGUGUGCUAGAUUGUGUGUUACGGGUUGUGUUUGGAUUAUUAUUGAGUUAUCUGGCUGAUCUGGUAUCACUCUAGUCAGCAACCUUGGAACGUAUGACCUGGAGGGUUAAAAAAAGGGGUGACCAGGUAGUAUAAUCAGAUGUUGCGAUACACCGGAUCAAUUAGGAAAUACUAUAUAAUGCCAAGCCGGGAUGGAAGAGGC